Molecule: messenger RNA, 4402 nt
Organism: Tetranychus urticae (two-spotted spider mite)
Lineage: Eukaryota; Metazoa; Arthropoda; Arachnida; Trombidiformes; Tetranychidae
Gene: Usp10
Product: ubiquitin specific protease 10
Biological process (GO): protein deubiquitination; regulation of autophagy; DNA damage response, signal transduction by p53 class mediator
Cellular component (GO): nucleus; cytosol
Molecular function (GO): cysteine-type deubiquitinase activity
Source: RefSeq, a predicted model, not a curated record
UGACUUGUAAUUGUUACUCUCAUUAGAUGAGGUGUAUUGAAAGCUGUAUGUGUUAUAAUCCAAAUUUGGUUAUACAUCAACACCAACACGAAAUUGUGCUUUCCUUAGUGAACCAUCCUGUAAUGGACUUCCUAAACUGUCUUUUCUUCUUUUUUUAAAGGUUAAACCAUAUUAGCUCAAUCUUUGGUUAAGAAAUGGAAUUUCUUGACAUAAGGGAUGCUACUGAUGCCGAGAAAAAAGAAAUCGAGCGCAUACUGGCGACCGGUUGCGCAUCGGUCGAGUUCCCAUUCGAUCCACAAGCAGAAGAUAUUACAAUAAAUAACUUAAUAUGUAAAGAUGACCACAGUGGCCUUCAUAGUUUAGAGAACAACUCUGUUAAUACAAUAGAUGUUAAACAUGAAUUGACCGUCGACAGUAAUCUUGUCGAUGGUGGUACUUACCUCGGUCAUGAUGGCUCCAACGGACCAAUCGCAGCUAUUUCACCUUUUGGCGGACCUUUCCUCGCUAAUCACCUCGGAACCGGUGUACCCUCCUCUGCGCCUUAUGCUGCCUUAUACAGUCCGAAAGGAGGAUCUCUCAUCCAAGCUGAAAAUGGUGAGAUGCUAUUCUAUGGACCCACUUAUGUUUCCAUGGCCAAUUCAACAGCAGGACCUUCUCCCUAUGCACCGAUCAUCUCUAACAUAUCUACCGUACCUGUCGUCAGUCAGACUAUGGUUGAUUCUUCGAAGUCUCGUCCUGGUCAACCUUGUACAUCGUCAUCUAGUUCAAGCAACAUUGUCGCAGUCCCUAAUCCUGUCACGGCUGGAAUUACAACUUUACCACCUUCAAUGGCAGCCCUUGAUGAAGCCAACGGGAACAGAAUUCCGGUCUCAGCUCCUUCAGGGGCCCCAUAUCAAAUGACUAUUCAUCCACCUCCUCCACCCGGACCUUAUCUUUCUGCUGCUGCAUUUAGACCACAUAGUGGAACCUUUUUACCGGUACCUCAGCACAUGUAUUCAUCUUGUUUUAUCCCCCUACCCUUGACUCAGUACUAUCACAUCUCCCAUCUCCCAUCGAAUGCAACCUCCCCUUCUACUGCAGCUGUUGUUGCUGCAGCCACGGCUAUGACCAAUACAACGAUCGAGAACAAUCAAGCUGUUCCAAGUGGUGGUAAUAUGAUUACAAAUUUAACCUCUCCUACACCGACUGCUUCUCAGGAAUCAGAGGUAGUCGAAUGUUAUCAGAAUAAAGACUCUGUUGUCUCUGAUAAUGAAAAUGCUCAAGAACGUGUUACAUCGCCGCCAAACAUCAAUUCGAUGGAAGAAACUGCUAUCGCUCAAAGAGCUGAGGUAGUGCAACUGCAGUCUGUAAAUCAACCUCAACGAAUUUUAUCUCAAAAUGACUGCAAUGAAGAUGAAACUUGUGAUACUAGUGAUAAAUCAGUUAAAACCGAACUAACAAACUCUGUUGUUGAAAAUAGUGUUGAUCCUCAUCAUGGUGAAAGGGUUAAUUUACUUGGAACCUCUAAAUUGCCUGCCAAGGACAAUAAUUUAAAAAAUAAUGAAAAUUGUUUAAAUAACAAUACUGAUCAUAUUGUUGGUGAUAAUAAUGUAAAUAAUGUUCCCAAGGAACGCAAUGUUAAAAAGGAAUCCCGACCCAAUGGGUCUCUUAAAAAAGACUCAAAUGUAGAUGUUAUCAAUGAAGUGGACAAUAUUAGUGUUAACAAAAAGCACGAGAAUAAGGAAGUCAAAGGGACUAAAGCCUUCAAGGAGGUGAAAGACAAUAAAAAGACUACAAAUAAUAACUUUUUAACUAAUCAUAGCACUGAUUCUUCAACUGAUUCAUCUACAAGCUCUUUGUCUCCCUCCAUCAACAAUAGUCUCAAUCAAUCAUCAACAUCUUCCAGCUCAGGAGUUUAUACUUCUUCUUCAUCAUCAACUCGAUCAUGGGCUGAUUUGUUCAAAGCUAGAAACUCUAAUCAUAAUUCUUCAAAUUAUUCAAAUGCCUUUAUCACUUCAUCUUCCCAAAUUUGUAAUGCAACACAAAUAUCUCCUCGGUCAUUUGUUAAUGAAGUUCAGUCAGAGGAUAAUGUAAAUCAAACAAUUAAUAAUUCUAUUAAUAUCAAAAAACUGCAUGAAGCUUCUUCAGGUUUCAAAGUAUUUCAAGAAGAUGCCUUAGCCAAUAAAUUAGGAAAACGGUUAAAGGAUAUACAUUUAAAGCAUUCCUUACCUUACCUAAUGCCAAGAGGUUUUAUCAAUAGAGGGAACUGGUGCUAUAUAAAUGCAACUUUACAGGCUCUCCUUUACUGUCCACCGUUCUAUAAUCUUAUGCGAGAAAUCGGGGAAAUACCAGGUCUCUUUCGAGAUAAAUCCUCAACCCCGAUCAUCGAUAGCUUUGCAAAGUUUUUCUCAAACUUUCUGCCUAGUGAGCCAAUGAUUAAACGAGCUAAAUCUAGCGACUUUAAUGGACAAGAUAUUGCCAAAGGGGAAUCUUUUGAGCCUAAAUGCAUCUACGAUACUCUAGGUCAAAUCAAAAUUGAAUGCCUUAAAGGCAAACAAGAAGAUGCUGAAGAGUUUCUUAGCUCUAUUCUGAAUGGUCUCCAUGAUGAAAUGGUAUCUCUUUUUAAAUAUAACGAAAAGACACCUAAUGGUGAAUCUAAUCCAGUCACUGCUAAUGGCCAUGGUCCAGAUGAAAAUAACCACGAUCAAAAAUUAAAUAACGAUGAUAAUGACUCAAAUCUAUGGAAUGUUGUUGGACCCAAACAUAAAAUCUUGCCAACUCGCUCUACAAAAGUAAAUGAGUCUCCAAUCAUGGAAAUAUUUGGAGGUUCCAUGAUUUCAGUAAGAACUGCUGGAACUGACAAAUGUGGUAACAGACAACCUUUCUUCACUUUACAGUUAGACAUCCAAUCUGACAAGAUAAGAUCUGUCGAAGAUGCUCUAAAAUCUUUAACAAUGAGAGAGUCUAUACAUGGUUACCAAUGUCCUAAGACUAAACAAACAAUCGACGCAAGCUAUCAAACUUUUCUUGACCAACUUCCACCUAUUUUAAUUCUGCAUCUUAAACUGUUCAUUUACGAUAAAGAUGGUGGUUCGAAAAAAUUAGUCAAGAAAAUCGAUUAUCCAAUAGACUUGGAGCUUCCAAGGGAGUGUCUUCACAUGGACAGAGGAAGUGAUAAGAACAAAUAUUCUAAAUCUUAUAAAUUAUUAUCAGUUGUUUAUCACGAUGGAAACGAGUCAGUUAAAGGUCACUACCUUACGGACCUAUUUCAUAUUGGCAGCAGCAAUUGGUUGAGAUGCGAUGAUAAUAAUGUCAAAACUAUUAGCGUAUCACAAUUAUUGAAUCCUCAACCACCUCGGGUUCCUUACCUAUUAUUUUAUCGAAGAUGUGACACACUAAGGAGCAGUAAUUCAAGUCAACAACAGCGAGGAUCCAACAAUUCAUCUUCUCAUUAAGUUUUUCUUCAAUUAGUCUACGUGCUUUCGAAAAAUUUACAAAAAAAAGAGGAACUGAAGGAAGGGUUUUAAUGUUGAUAUGUUCAUCAAUUUUCCUUCCCCGUUCUCUCUCCGAUUGUUACUCAAUGUAAAUGUAGUCGUAGUUUCGCGCCAGUGUGGUGGUGAAUAUCCUUUCCCAGUUUUCCUUUAACCUCGCCCUCCCUUCCAUCCUUUAUUUACUGUCUUUCUCCAUUUUGUCUUUUUUCUUGUUUUCAAGAAGGGUGAAGCUUAAUUAAUACUAAGAGCUGAUCAAGAUGGAAGGAAAGCUUAGAGAGGUGAAGGAUGAUAUCAUUUUCUCUUUGUAAUCUUCAUAUUUCCUUCUUUUUUUUCUUUUUUCUCCUUUUACCUGGGCUUUUCUCUUCGCUUCACCUUUCACUUUCUUUAAUCUAAAAUUAGCACCCCUUCUACUUUUUCCUUUCCUUACCUUUUCUCCUCAAUUCUAUUUUUUCUUUAUCUUUCUUUCUCUCCCUUCAUCGUUAUUAUUGCCCAGUCUUUAACUGCUUACCAUUUAUUCGGAAUGCUAUCGUGUUUGCCCUUCUUGGUAGACUUUCCUCUCUACUCUUCCUCCUAGUGUCUCUGGUUGGAAGUCCAUCCUUCAUUUUGGUUCGAUUGCUAUGUUCAUAACAAUGGUGAUAAAAUAACUAACCGAAUAACCAUCUACUCAUUACCAAGUUACAUAAUCAGAGACCUGAAUGCCGUUAGCAGCCAAGCAAAUUAUAAUAGAUAAAGCUUUUUUAAAAAAUCAACCUAAAAUAAUUGGUGAACAAUUUGGAAAUCCUGUUACUUCUAAUUUGGUUCGCUUUAACUUGUUUGAAGACAAAAAAUUCAAUAAGAUGAUUAUAAAAAAACUAGAAAGAGGGCCACAAAAAAAACACAUGUUCUCUUAAAUAACUUGAAUAAAAAUUUUAUUCAAUUUUUGAUUCGGUAAA